Molecule: messenger RNA, 1101 nt
Organism: Helobdella robusta
Lineage: Eukaryota; Metazoa; Annelida; Clitellata; Rhynchobdellida; Glossiphoniidae
Exons: 4
Coding region: 1-1101 (366 amino acids)
Source: RefSeq, a predicted model, not a curated record
AUGAAACUAAUGCUGCAACUACUGCUUCUGCUACUGCUAGAACUGCUACUACUUCAGCUACCAAUUUUAAUACUUCUCUCACCACUGAUACUACUGUCGAAGGGCAAUUUAGUUGGUGUGAAAUCACACCCCACACGGAGAUUGUACAAGAUGGGAUUGGAUUCGAACACAGUCACAACGUCUAUCUGUCGCAUUCACACUUGCAUAGACGGCUUCAAGCUCAGUUAUUUGCGGGCUGUUGAACGAGCCUUCGACGAAACCUGGGCCAUCAUUUUAAACGGUGGAACGUUAAAAAUUCCAGGCUUAUGCGGAUAUGAUAAUGAGAAGGAGGAGCUUAAAGGGGUAGGCUCAGGCUGGUAUGUUAAUGAGGGCAUGGAGCUUAAAAAACCGUCAACCAAUGACAAGACACCCGUUGAUGAUCUAGAAAGUUUAUGUCCGGCUGUUAAUCACAACGACGGUAAUAAUUAUGGUAAGAUUCAAAUAUCUCAUAAUAAUAAUAAUAAUAAUGAAAUUGAGAAUAAUGGUGUAAAAAAUAUUUCUAAUAAAAUGGAGAUGAGAAAAUCCGGAGAUACGUUGAUCUCGAGACGAUGCAGCAGCCUGAAACGACUGAGAAAAAAAUGGAAGUCCACCAAUCAGAUUCCUGCUGCUGCUGCUACUACUACUACUACUACUAAUAAUAAUAAUAAUAAUAAUAGUAAUAAUAAUAUAACGAUUCCUAGUAGCAGUAGUGGAAGUAUAUUGAUAGGAAAAAAUGUUGAAAAAAGUUUGAGACGAAUUAGCGGCGGUAGUAAUUUCAAUGCAAGUGGCUGUGGCAAAGAUGGCAGAGGCUGUAGUAAGAGUAGUGGUAGAAGUAGUAAAUUUGGAAAAAGUACAUGUUGUAGCGGCUGCUACUACGACGAUUUGACCAGAGAAGCUUGGAUGAAGAUUAUAUCGUUGAUAACAUCGAAAUUAAUGGAGGGCUAUCACGAGGGAACGAUGGAAAAGAGAGAGAAGGAAAAACAGCAACUGCAACUGCUGCAACAGCAAGUUAAUGAGAUGAAGUUACAGCAGCAGCAACAACAACAACAAAACCAGGACUCCAAAUUGAAUAAAGUUAUAUAA